Thecamonas trahens ATCC 50062 is the source of this 1646-nucleotide messenger RNA. RefSeq lists its product as uncharacterized. NCBI's taxonomy places the organism in Eukaryota, Apusomonadida, Apusomonadidae. Gene Ontology annotation, molecular function: calcium ion binding. The transcript has 3 exons. Bases 9 to 1646 code for a protein of 545 amino acids. The record is from RefSeq and is a predicted model, not a curated record.
GGGUAGUCAUGGCGAAGAAGAGCAAGAAGAAGAGCAAGGACGAGGACAAGGGGAACAAGGAAAAGGGGAAGGAGCACAAGGGGGGGAAGGGGGAGAAGGACAAGGGGAAGAAGCACAAGGGCAAGGGCAAGAAGCACAAGGGGAAGGAUGCAUCUGAUGCCGAUGGGCCGACGUCGUCGUCGGACGAACCCGAGUUUAAGGCCAAGAAGUCGUCCAAGGGCAAGAAGAAGUCCAAGGACAAGAAGAAAUCGUCCAAGGACAAGAAGUCAUCCAAGGACAAGGGCAAGAAGAAGCACAAGAAGCACAAGAAGCACAAGGAUACUUCCGAUGCGGACGAGCCGACAUCGUCGUCGGUGGAUCCCGAGUUCAAGUCCAAGAAGUCGUCCAAGGGCAAGAAGUCAUCCAAGGACAAGGGCAAGAAGAAGCACAAGAAGCACAAGGAUACUUCCGAUGCGGACGAGCCAACAUCGUCGUCGGCGGAUCCCGAGUUCAAGUCCAAGAAGUCGUCCAAGGGCAAGAAGUCAUCCAAGGACAAGGGCAAGAAGAAGCACAAGAAGCACAAGAAGCACAAGGAUACUUCCGAUGCGGACGAGCCGACAUCGUCGUCGGUGGAUCCCGAGUUCAAGUCCAAGAAGUCGUCCAAGGGCAAGAAGUCAUCCAAGGACAAGGGCAAGAAGAAGCACAAGAAGCACAAGGAUACUUCCGAUGCGGACGAGCCAACAUCGUCGUCGGCUGAUCCCGAGUUCAAGUCCAAGAAGUCGUCCAAGGGCAAAAAGUCAUCCAAGGACAAGCGCAAGGCCGAGGAAGUGUCUGUGUCGACCGACGACGGUGUUGACGGCGCUGACGCGGCCGAGCGCGCAGCCGCAGUCAAGCGCCGCCGUAAGGAGGCCAAGACCGCAGUGCGUGACACCGAGCCCAUCCCGCCGUUCUAUAUCGAGGCCGUCAAGGUGCCGCGCGGCGCGGUCAAGUCUGAGACGUUCUACCGCAAGGAAGUCGACUCGUUCUACGCACGGCACUCGCUGCAUCCGCAGGGCGUGAACAAGGACAAGAUCGCAAUGCUCGACGGGUUCAUCGCCCGGCUCAACCGCCACCGCGACAAGCUCAUGGUCAAGCUGGAGGCCUUGCUAACCGGCAAGCUCUCGCUCGCCGGCGAGCACUCGCAGGCCGACGAGGCACGCCUCAUCAAAAAGGCCGCGCGCAAGAUCCAGGACGCCGUCCAGCAGGCUGUUGACUACCUCACCUACCUCCGCGCCAAGCGCCGCCUCCUGCUCCCGCGCGCCAUCCUCGAGAUCCACGACCCCAAGUUCCGUAAGAUGCUCAAGCGCAUGGACACCAACCGCGACGGCGCCAUCUCGUUCACUGAGAUGCUGGCGUACUACGACUACGGCCCGCAGACGCCCAACACCGACUUUCGUCGCGCCCUCUCCAUCCAGGCCUUCCGCCGUGUCGACACCCUCGACACCGGCAGGCUCCGUGGCCUCGGUCUCAUCAUGGACUACUACAUCGAGCUCAACAAGCUACUGCUCGCCCGCUCCACCGUCGGCGACCGCCUCGGCCUCGGCUCGGACUCGGACCCCAUCUCCGACUCUACGUCAGAGUCGACCCUCUCCGAGUCUGAUGACUCGGACUCGGACUCGGACUCGUGA